Molecule: messenger RNA, 1324 nt
Organism: Phyllostomus discolor (pale spear-nosed bat)
Lineage: Eukaryota; Metazoa; Chordata; Mammalia; Chiroptera; Phyllostomidae
Gene: WHR1
Product: serine/threonine kinase 19
Exons: 7
Coding region: 138-935 (265 amino acids)
Biological process (GO): positive regulation of Ras protein signal transduction; protein phosphorylation
Molecular function (GO): protein serine/threonine kinase activity
Source: RefSeq, a predicted model, not a curated record
CGUCUCUUUUGUCACUGUAGGGCCUGACUUACACUCCGCCCAGUCUCGGAAGACGUCACUGUUCCGCGCCGGAAGUCUGUUUUCUUGGUCUUUCCCUCAACACCUUCCCCUUCUUCGGCCCCACAAGAUCCCGGGUCAUGAGCCGGAAGAGGCUGCACCUGGUCCCGGAGACUUUGGGACUGAAGAGGCGGCGGGAACCAGGGCAUGCAGAAGGAGAUCCUUUGAGGGGCGAGGCAGUUCACGUCCCAGUAACCAGGCCUCUCCGCCCAGGAUCGGCACGCGCGGCAGUCGCGGAGCUGGUGCGGCUGUUCCCCCGAGGUCUGUUCGAAGAUGCGCUGCCGCCCAUCGCGCUCAGGAGCCAGGUGUACAGCCUUGUGCCCGACCGGACUGCGGCUGACCGGCAGCUGAAGGAACUUCAGGAACAGGGGGAGAUCAGAGUCGUCCAGCUAGGCUUCGACCUGGAUGCCCAUGGGAUCAUUCUCACCGAGGACUACAAGACCAGGGUCCUCAAGACCUGCAGUGGGCGAUCAUAUGCUGGGGCUGUGCAGAAGUUUCUGGCUUCGGUGCUUCCAGCCUGUAGGGACCUUAGCUUCCAGCAGGACCAAAUGACGCAGACCUUUGGCUUCACAGACACAGAGAUCACGCAGCUGGUGAACGCUGGAAUCUUCACCGUCCGAGAUGCUGGGAGUUGGUGGCUGGCUGUUCCUGGAGCUGGGAGAUUCAUUAAGUAUUUUGUUAAAGGGCGCCAGGCUGUCCUUGGCAUGAUCCGGAAGGCCAAGUACCGGGAGCUACUCCUUUCAGAGCUCCUGGGCCGGCGGGUGCCUGCCUCGGUGAAACUGGGUCUCGCCUACCACGUGCAUGACCUCAUUGGGGCCCAGCUGGUGGACUGUGUCUCCACCACUUCUGGAACCCUCCUGCGCCUGCCGGAGACGUGAGGAUUCCACUCAUCGUGGCAGACCUCCCUGCAGUGGAGCAAGAGGGGCCCGGGAGUGUUGCCCAGUGGUGGCCGAGACAGGGUCACCUUGCAAAGCUUGGGGCUAGGACCGUGAGUUUUGGACUCAAGAGUGUGAUGUCAGACGUGACUGCUGCUGUUAACCUGGGCUCGGAGCCAGUCGUGGGGUCUGGGUGGUGCUGCUCUGCCCUUCCGUGGAAGUGGAGUCAGAAGACGUGCCAAGGCCAUGGCCGCUGCCUUUCGUGCUGCUGUUAACUGUCCCGGGCUAGGAAGGUGGGGUUUCCGAGGAGGCUGGUGGGGGAGGGCAGGGUUCUCUUCCCUACAUGCUGGGUUGAAGCUGCCAAAUAAAGUGUUUCUGAUGGUGCUGUUUCC